This is a messenger RNA of Lolium rigidum, 1206 nucleotides long. RefSeq lists its product as uncharacterized. Bases 1 to 1206 code for a protein of 401 amino acids. Lineage: Eukaryota; Viridiplantae; Streptophyta; Magnoliopsida; Poales; Poaceae. The transcript has 2 exons. The record is from RefSeq and is a predicted model, not a curated record.
AUGGGCAGCCUACAUGACGGCGCCAGCGUUAGCCACUCGGUGUCGUUCAUCCUCGGGGCUCUUGUGCCCACCUUGCUACUCUUCUUCCUCGCUUCCGACCGGGUCGGCGAGAAGCUGGCAAGCAUCUCAAGCUUCGCUAAUGGAUCAGCUCAUCAGCAGAUGAGCCCAAAUCUCCCCGGCAACGGAUCGGCCGGCAAAAAGGGGGAGAGGUUAUUCCCAGGGCUGGCGGAGCUGCUGCCGAAGGUGGCGACGGACGACCGGACAGUGAUCAUCACGUCGGUGAACGAGGCGUUCGCGCGGCCGGGCUCUCUGCUGGACCUCUUCCGCGAGAGCUUCUAUGCCGGCGACGGGAUCGCGCACUUCCUAAACCAUACUCUCAUCGUCGCCGUCGACGCCGCGGCCUACCACCACUGCCGUCGCGUGCACCCGCACUGCUACCUCCUCGAGGUGACGGCUCUGACGUCCAUGAACCUGAGCUCCGCUAACGACUUCAUGAGCGACGCCUACCUGGAGCUCGUCUGGGCCAAGCUCGAAGUGCAACAGCGCGUCCUCCAGCUCGGCUACAACUUCCUCUUCACGGACGUGGACAUCGUGUGGUUUCGGGACCCGUUCCGGCACAUCGGCGUGCACACGGACAUGGCGACGUCGUGCGACAUCUACUCCGGCGACGCCGACGCCCUCGACGGCAACUGGCCCAACACGGGCUUCUACUACGUGAAGGCGACGGGGCGGACGGUGGAGAUGUUGCGGCGGUGGCGGGCAGCGCGGUGGCGCUUCCCGCGGGACCACGAGCAGACCAUCUUCAACCAAAUCAAGCACGAGUUGGCCGCCGCGGACGGCGACCUGCGGCUGCGGUUCCAGUUCCUCGACACGGCUAUCUUCGGCGGAUUCUGCCGGCUGUUCCGCAACGACAUGACCAGGGCGUGCACGAUGCACGCCAACUGCUGCUUCGGCCUUGGGAACAAGUUGAGCGAUCUCCGGGACGUGCUUGCGCAGUGGAAGAACUACACGGCGGUGACGCCGCUUGGGAGAAGGAAUGCCAAGGCCGCUGGGAGGAGCUUCGGUUGGCGCGUUCCGGCCAAGUGCGGGACGCCUGACAAGAGGGCGCCGAGCCGCCGACGGGCUCUUGAUCCCGGUCGCCUCGUGUUUGGUUAUUUAUUUGCCGAGUCAUCCUUUGUUGAAGGUGGAGAACCACGACCUCUUUAG